AUGGCAGCAAAUAAGAAUUUGACGCACGACGACCCGUCAGGUGAUUUAGGUAAACGACUUGAUCAUCAAGGGUUUGAUUGGUGGAGCGCUGGAGAGAACAUCGCGCGUGGGUUCGAAGAAAACGAUGAUGUAGGAGUUAUGCGCGCCUGGAUGAAUUCUCCUGGUCAUCGCGCAAAUAUAUUGAAUAGCAGAUACACGCAUUUUGGUGCCGGAUAUAAGGACACAUACUGGACACAAAAUUUCGCGCAAGAUGUUAAUGGUCGUCCACCGAAUGUGCCUAGAUGCCCGACAGAAACAAAAUCAAAGGAUGGUGCUGGUGAAUGA
Molecule: messenger RNA, 324 nt
Organism: Ambispora leptoticha
Lineage: Eukaryota; Fungi; Glomeromycota; Glomeromycetes; Archaeosporales; Ambisporaceae
Source: the annotation of a GenBank genome assembly